Coffea eugenioides is the source of this 1789-nucleotide messenger RNA. RefSeq lists its product as uncharacterized. The record is from RefSeq and is a predicted model, not a curated record. The transcript has 3 exons. Bases 22 to 1521 code for a protein of 499 amino acids. Lineage: Eukaryota; Viridiplantae; Streptophyta; Magnoliopsida; Gentianales; Rubiaceae. Gene Ontology annotation, molecular function: nucleic acid binding; zinc ion binding.
AGUAACACUUAAAUCUUAAUCAUGGGCAACCUCUCCGACGUCGUAUACCCCGAACUCAAAGCUACCCAAAAGUUGUCCUCCACGGGGGACAACUUCCUCAUUUGGAAGCUCAAACUCGCCUUCGUCCUCACCGACCAUCAACUCCCCCACCUCCUCAGCCCAACCAGGGAGGACCCCAAAUGGCACGACAAAAACGACGCCGCCAAGUUUCUCAUCCUCAGGACUCUCGACGACGAUCUCCUCCUUGAAUUCUCCGACUACCCCACCCCUUCAUCCAUCAUGGAAGCCCUCCUCCACCGCUUCGAUAAUAGGCUGAAAGCCUUCAGAAUUCUCCUGCUAAGGCGCUACAGGGACCACCGGAUGGCCGCGGACGCCCACAUUUAUCAGCAUGUGUUCAGGAUGCGGGCUAUGGCGAAAGAACUCGAGUAUGCAGGGAUCAAGAUUCCUGAUGAGAUGCAGGCUGUGGCUUUGUUGAAUAGCCUGCCGGAUGAUUGGGAUGAUGAUGUGGAACGGUUGGCAAUCGGGUUGGAUGGAGCUUCCACAGAAAAGUUGAGUUUUGAUUGUGUGAGCCGGCGGUUGAGGAUGGUUAGCGAUGUUAGAUCGUUGAAAAAGUUAAACAAUGCGAAGAAGUUAAAGAACAAAUUCAGGGGUAGUUGUUAUAAUUGUGGGAAACGAGGGCACCACCAAUCAGAUUGCCCUGAGCAAGGUUCAUCCAAGCAGAAAAGUUCUUCUUCAGAGCUUUUCACAUUCCCUGGUGCAUCUGCAACUCUAUCUGAAAUAAUAUAUCCUCAAUUGAAGACCUAUUUAAAAAUUAACUGCAAGGGAUCAAGAUUUUCUACAUGGAAGAGAGACCUUUUUGAUGUCCUUGAAGAUAACCAAGUUGAAUAUGUCCUCAAAGACCUAAAACCUUCUGAGCCUACAGAUGCUGCAUCUGAGGUUGAUGCUCAGCUUUAUGAUAAGUGGCAUGCAGAUGAUUUCACGUGUCGCCACCUUAUCCUUGGAGCAAUGGACGAUGAUGUCUUCCUUAGCUUCCAUGACUAUCCAACUGCCAAAGCUCUUCUAGAUUCUCUUGAAGCAUUCUUUAAUUCUCCUUCCACUGCUCAAAAGUUGGUUCUGCUCAAGAAGUAUAUGAACAAUCAUAUGUCAGAUGAUACACUGAUUAUGGAUCACAUUUUAAAGAUGGACUUGAUGGCACAUAAGCUGGAAAUAGCUGGUGUCAACGUCCCUAAUGAGAUGCAAUCUCUUGUUUUGGUGGACAGUUUACCAGUGUCAUGGGGGGACACUCUAACAUUGUUGAAUAUAAACAUGACUUUGGAUAUGGAGAAUGGUUUGAGCCUGGAUAAUGUAAGAAAGAGGGUGAGAGAUACUGGUCAGAUGAAAGAACUGAUGGCUCAAGCAGAUGACUCGUUGUUCGAUGGCAAUGGCAAUAGAAAUACAAAGAGGGUUUUCAGGGGCAAAUGUUUUUCUUGUGGACGGCCAGGUCAUUACCAAUCUGAUUGCCCUGAUCAAGGUAAAAGGUGAAGUACAUGGCUGGUAGAUGUUCAAGUGCCCUGUAAAUGAGAAAAUCUACUCCUUUAGAUUUUCUCUAUCCUUUUCUUGUGCAGUACAUUUCAAGAGAUGAUUUCGCAAGCAAAUGAGAAAAUGCAAUAGUAGACGGUUUUGACUAAAAGGUUUCAGUCGAAUGCAACUGUAUUCUAGUCUCUAGUUGUCAAAUUUGGUGUUGCUAUGUGUGACUGUCAGAAAUUUAUACAGCAGACCCUGCACAUCGGACAUCCAUUAUUUCGCUUUU